CUAAAUAGUUUUAACAUUAUUAGAGCCCUCUAGACAUGAAAUAACACCCCUAUAGUCACCGUGACACUCGUAUUACUUCCACAUAGUAGGAUUCCCUAUUUAUAAAUCAAAUACUUUCAUAGUUAGAGCAUACAAAACAUAAUUUACAACUUUCUAAAUACAGGUUUAACAUUAUUAGAGCCCUCCAGACAUGAAAUAACACCCCUAUAGUCACCGUCACACUCGUAUUACUUCCACAUAGUAGGAUUCCUUAUUUAUAAAUCAAAUACUUUCAUAGUUAGAGUAUACAAAAUGUAGUUUACAACUUUCUAAAUAAGGUUUUAACAUUAUUAGAGCCCUCUAGACAUGAAAUAACACCCCUAUAGUCAGUCACACUCAUAUUACUCAAUAUAGUAGACCAAUAAAUAAACCAUUUAAGACGUAAUGUCAAUGUGUUCCCUAGGGCAGCAGGGUGAGUGGCGAACAGGAAGUGGUUCUGGUUCGUGUGUGUCUCACCAAACAUCACUGACACCUCGUGACCAGCGUAAAAUACCAAAUGUCACAGCAUCCUUGAAUGCAUCUUCUGAAUGCCUUAUAAAAGGUAUUCAGUUUAUUUAGCCAUUUUAGCCACUUAAAAUGCUUAAUUAGCCCUAAAAAUAUGCUAAAUGUGCGUAUGUUUUAUUAAUAAGUGACUUAUUUCAAGUUAGAAUUCUUAAAGAUGAAUUAAAUCAGCAUUUCUAUGUUUUUCAUUGAACUUUAAGAAUGAAAACCAUACACGAUUCAUUGUUUAAUAGAGAAUCGAAUCAAACCCAAACAGUUCUUGUGAAUGUCUGCUCCGGCUUUUCAACAUAUUCCAACAUUUGCAGGACAAGAACAAAAUGAGAUAUUUAUAAACCGUGACGUAAAUAUAUUUAUCAUGUAUUUCUCCGUACAUAUAUGUCUUCCGUGGGGGAUAGCAGGUACAGUCCACAGCCGUUACUCUUUCACUCAUCCCUUUGCUCAAAGUUCCCGAGGCAUCCUUAUCCCGUCGUCACGCCCCACAGAGGUCACUUCUCCCAGCCUUUGCCUCCAGGCUGAGUGGGCAACCUGAGCCCCACCAGGCCGGCCACCUCCUCCGGGCUGCGCUCUCCCUUCCCGUGGUAGAGGUCGUGCAGGGCCUGGUGGUUCCUUGUGGAUGUCAGCAGACACAGGUACGUUUGGGAAGCAUGGAGCGCCUCCUGCUGGGCACGGCAGUACCUCUCUCCUGUCACCUGUGCAGGAGGACAAUUUAUUAUUUUUUUGGGGAAAAAAUACAAUUAUAAAUGUGUAAUAUUUCCAAGGUUUUCUGAGUCAACAUUAUUUUUCCAUCCGAUGUUGUCAUUAAGAGAUGGCCUAUAGAGGCUCACAUUUACAUUAUAAUGUCCUCGGGUCUUUUCCGAGCUCGGACAAAUCCACACUGACAGGCAAGAGUCCUCCGCUAGCUGUUUUGCAUCAGUGCACAUUCAUCCAGCCAGCGUGGGGAACCUUGCUCUCUCAAGCGUUAACAAUGGAGGCUUUAAGCAUUAUAUGCUUAACAGUACAAAUGCCGCUUUUCAACAGGCAGGAGGAAAUAAUGUCAAAUCAAUCAUGCUUUGUCAUACUUGUUAUGCUAAAUACUACAAUGCUUUCUAAAAGGACUGUACGGCUGGCUGGAGGGCGUUAACUUUGGAAGCAUUACACUCCGCCCUCUUCCUGUUUUGAGUAAGUAAGCCACGCCCACAGUUGCACGCGCAUUACUUGCAUGGAAUAUUUUUCACCCCCCUCACGUUUCCAAAGAACGGUUGUUAUUAAUUGAUAAAAGUUUAAUUGUUAAACGUUAUUAAUAUUUGACAAAAAUAUAGCAACAUUAAGCUGGUGUGUCUCAUAAAGUGUCCAGUAAGUCUAACAUGCUGCUGACUGUUAGCAUGCCCGUCCGAUUCCAAAGUCAAAUGGCGUUGAGCUGAGUUUAUAAAUAACAUCACAUAUCCACGUCAUCGUGGACGCUUACAAACACCGCUUUUCAAAUAUUAUUGAGCUAUAAAACAUUUGUACACAUCUAGCAAUGCCCCGUAAGAAUAGCAAAGUAUGUCCGCACAUGUAUCGAUACAGUGAGUGUUUAGCUAAUUUAGCUAGCGGAAGCAGAAAGGCAAAAAACUACGACAUUAUUACCUUAUUUUUACGAAACUGGUCCUUGACAUAAGAGUACGCCAGCGACUGCUUGUAAUUGCGUCCUUGCAUGGACCGCAGUUCUUUAAGUAUUGCGCUGUAAACACGCAAUGAAGACGACGACGACGCUGCCAUCUUUGACAACAAGUCUUUCACCAAACCAGACCGACUCAAUCGGUCUUCGCAUCAUCGAUCAAUCAUCUCCGCCACAUGGUGGCAAUGUGUCACCUGUGUUAAAUCACCUUCCUCCAGACGCUGGACGACGUUUCUUCUUUGUAAAAAUGUUUAAACAUGCCCACGGUCAAAGAAGCUCCAUUUCUUCCUCUCUUCCGCCUGGCAGACGUCGGCGAUCCAAGCGACGGCAAGCGUGUCUUCUACGGAGUCGAGAGGAGAACAGAAAAGCUGCUGCUCCUGAGGAGUACGAUUCCCUCCAAGUUGCUGCUUUUCCAAGAAAACUGCUUGCAGCCUCCCUCAGUCUGAGGCUAUGAGAGGACGAGAGGAGGUCCAGGCUGCACCAUCAUGCUACUUCUGAGACGCGGGGAUGAGAGUUUGGCCGACAGAACACAAGGUAUUUCUCCCCCCCUCCUCCACCAUGCCUGUCAGCGGCUGCCCCUCGCCCCUUCUCAUCCACGCCGGGGUCUGCUCCUACGCCCCCUCCGUCGUCCAGGAGCAAGGGAGGCGUGUCCGACACCUCCACCCUCCCCCGCCUCCAUCGCCCCAUCACCGCCACACCACCGUCUCCCUGGGCGCCCUUCUCUUGUUUCUCUGCCUCCUUCACCUGCCCCCCGCCUGCCACUCCCGGAGAGAGAAAGGAGGCGGCGGCGUCCACUACAUGCCCAUCCCGCCGCCCCCGCCCCACCACUUGGCGCUCCCAAACAUCCUGCGCGGCCUUAGCAUCGCCGUUGUCCUGGUGGGCAACUCCAGCGAGAUGGCGCUGGGGGGGGCUCGCGAGAAGGAGGAUUUCCUGCACAUGGCGCCCAACGUGGAGAUCCUGACCAUGAACGAGACGGACCCCAAAAGCAUCAUCAAGAGCAUCUGCGACCUGAUGACCGAGCACUGGCUGCAGGGCGUGGUCUUUGGGGACGACACCGACCAGGAGGCCAUCGCACAGAUCCUGGACUUCAUUUCAGCCCAGACCCACAUCCCCAUCCUUGGAGUCCGGGGGGGUUCGUCCAUGAUCAUGGCUGCCAAGGACGACAACUCCAUGUUCUUUCAGUUUGGCCCCUCCAUCGAGCAGCAGGCGUCCGUCAUGCUCAACAUCAUGGAGGAAUACGACUGGUACAUCUUCUCCAUCGUCACCACAUACUACCCCGGGUACCAGGACUUUGUUACCAAGAUCCGCAGCACGAUCGAGAACAGCUUCGUGGGCUGGGAACUGGAGGAAGUCCUGCUUCUGGACAUGUCGGUCGACGACGGGGAUUCCAAGAUUCAGAACCAGCUGAAGAAGCUUCAGAGUCCCGUCAUUCUUCUGUACUGCACCAAAGAGGAGGCCAACACCAUCUUUGAGGUGGCCCAUUCUGUCGGGAUUACCGGUUAUGGCUACACGUGGAUCGUGCCCUCGCUCAUCGCCGGAGACACCGACGUCGUGCCUGCAGAGUUCCCCACAGGGCUGCUGUCGGUGUCGUACGACGAGUGGGACUACGGCCUGGAGGCCCGUGUUCGUGAUGGCGUGGCUAUCAUCACCAUGGCGACCUCCACCAUGAUGAUGGACAGAGGACCUCACACCUUGCUCAAGUCUGAGUGCCACGGAGCCCCGGACAAGAAGACCCCCGUCUCAGGCAACCCUAAUGAAGUACUCAGGUACCUGAUGAAUGUGACGUUCGAGGGCCGUAAUCUGUCGUUCAGCGAGGACGGCUACCAGAUGCACCCCAAGCUGGUCAUCAUCCUGCUCAACAAAGACCGCCAGUGGGACCGGGUGGGCAAAUGGGAGAACGGGUCCCUCUCCAUGAAGUACCACGUGUGGCCUCGGGACGAGCUUUACGGCGGGGCGGCCUCCAGGGAGGACGACCACCUGUCCAUCGUGACGCUGGAGGAGGCUCCUUUCGUCAUCGUGGAAGACGUGGACCCCCUCAGCGGGACCUGCAUGAGGAACACCGUGCCCUGUCGCAAACAGAUCAAAACCCUGAACCAGACCAAGGAGCCUGGGAUCUACAUCAAGCGUUGCUGUAAAGGUUUCUGCAUCGACAUCCUCAAGAAGAUCGCCAAGUCGGUCAAGUUCACGUACGACUUGUACCUGGUUACCAAUGGCAAACAUGGCAAGAAGAUCAACGGGACCUGGAAUGGCAUGGUGGGGGAGGUGGUGUUAAAAAAAGCCCACAUGGCCGUCGGCUCCUUGACUAUCAACGAGGAACGGUCGGAGGUCAUCGACUUUUCCGUGCCCUUCAUCGAGACCGGCAUCAGCGUCAUGGUGUCCCGCAGCAACGGCACCGUUUCUCCUUCAGCCUUCUUAGAGCCCUUCAGUGCGGAUGUGUGGGUGAUGAUGUUCGUGAUGCUGCUGCUGGUGUCAGCAGUUGCCGUGUUCAUUUUCGAGUACUUCAGCCCCGUGGGCUACAACCGCUGUCUGGCUGACGGCAAAGAGCCACAUGGUCCAUCCUUCACCAUCGGCAAGGCCAUCUGGUUAUUGUGGGGUCUGGUCUUCAACAACUCGGUGCCGGUGCAGAACCCCAAAGGUACCACCAGCAAGAUCAUGGUGUCCGUGUGGGCCUUCUUUGCCGUCAUCUUCCUGGCCUCCUACACCGCCAACUUGGCCGCCUUCAUGAUCCAGGAGGAGUACGUGGACCAGGUAUCUGGACUCUCUGACAAAAAGUUCCAGAGCCCCAACGACUUCUCGCCUCCGUUUCGGUUCGGCACGGUCCCGAACGGGAGCACGGAAAGAAACAUCAGGAACAACUACCCAGAGAUGCACUCCUACAUGACCAAGUUUCAUCAGAGGAACGUCAACGAGGCCUUGCAAAGUCUUAAAGCCGGCAAACUAGACGCUUUCAUUUACGACGCGGCCGUGCUCAAUUACAUGGCUGGCAGGGACGAGGGCUGUAAGCUGGUGACCAUCGGCAGCGGCUACAUCUUCGCCACCACCGGCUACGGCAUCGCCAUCCAGAAGGAGUCGCUCUGGAAGAGACACGUGGACUUGGCCAUCCUGCAGCUCUUUGGAGACGGUGAGAUGGAGGAGCUGGAGUCCCUGUGGCUGACGGGAAUCUGCCACCACGAGAAGAACGAGGUGAUGUCCAGCCAGCUGGAUGUGGACAACAUGGCGGGGGUGUUCUACAUGCUGGGGGCCGCCAUGGCCCUGUCGCUCAUCACUUUUAUUUGCGAGCACUGGUUCUACUGGCAGCUCCGCUUCUGCUUCAUGGGCGUCUGCUCGGGGCGCCCUGGCUUCGUCUUCAGCAUCAGCAGGGGCAUCUACAGCUGCAUCCACGGCGUCCAGAUUGAGGAGAAAAGCAGUUCGGCGUUGAACUCGCCGUCGGGUACCAUGAACAACACUCAUUCCAACAUCUUGCGCCUGUUGCGCACCGCCAAGAACAUGGCCUCGCUGUCCGGCGUGAACGGCUCCCCCCACAGCGCCCUGGACUUCAUCCGACGCGAAUCUUCGGUUUACGACAUCUCGGAACACCGACGCAGCCUGGCGGGCCACUCGGACUGCAAGCCGCCGUACUUAGCGGAAGAUAACAUGUUCAGCGACUACAUCAGCGAGGUGGAGAGGACGUUUGGCAACAUGCACAUGAAGGACAGUAACCUGUACCAGGACCACUACCUGCACCAUCACGGUUCCACACUUGGGCUCAGUGGACCGCCCGCCAACCGGCCCCAUAGUUUGGGCAGCGCCAGUUCUCUGGAGGGCGGCAUGUUUGACUGCGACAGCCUCGGAGGCGGCGUGGCCCCCAUUUUCACCACCCAGCCGUGCUCGGCGUUGACCCACAGGAACAUGAGCAAGUUCGACCUGCUGUCCGGACAGACUCCGCCCUCGGGGCAGGGCUUUAAAGGCGGCCUGCCCGACUUGUACGGGAAGUUUUCUUUCAAGGGAGGUGCGUCCAGUUCCAACUACAUCCCCGGUCACGGUUACUGCGGCGGGAGAGGGGACGACGAUGGGAAUAUACGAUCGGAUGUCUCGGAUAUCUCCACACACACGGUCACCUACGGGAACCUGGAAGGGAACGCCAAGAAACGCAAACAGUAUCGCGAUAGCCUAAAAAAGAGGCCGGCCUCUGCCAAGUCCAGACGGGAGCUGGAUGAAAUCGAGCUGGGCUACCGGAGGAAACCGUACCACAUCAGCCACCACCACUACCACAACCAUCGCUCUGCCUCGCCGCCGCUUUUGCCCUCCGACCGUAAGCGAGGAGGCGGCGGGGGAAACAAUGACCCAAACUAUCUCUUCAGAGAAAAGGAGAGCGUGAGGGACUUUUAUUUGGACCAGUUCCGCCCCAAGGAGGGUGUCCCUCAGUGGGAACAUGUGGAUCUGACUGAGGGCCCCGGGAGUCGAGACGGAGGGGUACCGACCUGCACCUCGCUGGUUCCAGUGGAAGACUUUCUGAAGAGCAAACCCAAGAAGUCAGAUUCAAAGAGCGGCGGAGGAUCCGGGUUGGCAGGGGGAGAAUGGGAGUGCAGGAACUGUCGGUCGGGUGCCGGCGUGAAGCAGAUGUCGGUGCACGGAGGAGGCGGCUACGGCGGCAUGAGCUGUGGGUCCUCGGUGGGCGGCGUGAGCAGCCGUCCCAGCUCUGCGAGCUGUUUGCGCUGCGAGAGCUGUAAAAAGACGGGGAACCUCUACGACAUCAGCGAGGACAACAACCACCUCUUGGAACAGAUUGGGGGAGGUAAAGGCGGGGGCGGGGGCGGCGGCGGCGGAGGAGGAGCCGUCCCCCAGUCGCAGUCUCAGGCCCAGCAGCGCAGGAAAGGGGGCGGAUUUGGCAAGCCGCUCAGGCGGCAGCAUUCGUACGACGCGUUCGUGGACCUCCAGAAGGAGGAAUCGGGCGGCAUGGGGAGCUUGAUGGGAGGGAUUGGCGGCGUUGGAGGGAUGAGCGGUGCGGGUAUGGGCGGGAUGCUGCCGCCCCCCAGAAGUGUUAGCUUGAAGGAGAAGGAGCGCUACAUGGAGGGCACUAGCCCCUUUGCGCACAUAUUUGAGCGCCACGGGGGUUCCGAGAGGGAACGGGAACGAGACAGGGACCCUUCGUUUUAUGGAGGCGAAGGCCGCUUUGGGGGCCUGUUCCGAGGGGGCGACGGCCUCCAUCGGCGCUCCAUCGGAGAGCGAGACAUAAGAGACAGGGAUCGCUCUUUAAUGGAAGGCGGCGGCGGGGCGGCGUUCUCUUUAUCCAAAUCCCUUUACCCAGACCGGGUAAACCAGAACCCCUUUAUACCCACGUUCGAUGACGACCAGUGUCUGAUGCACGGCGCCAAACAAUAUUACCUGAAAAAACAACAGCAGCAGCAGGUUGCCAAAAACAGUCGAGGCGACUUCAGGAGUCAGAUGAGCACCACGUCGUAUCUGCCGACGUCCGCCACGUCCAACGUGUCCCCGCGGUUCCCGAAAGAGCUCAGCUUGGGCGGUCUGAACCACCACGGCUCCAUGCUCGGUGUCGGCCCCCCUCGGCCCUUCAACGGAAGCAACGGCCAUGUCUACGAGAAACUAUCCAGUAUCGAGUCGGACGUGUGAGCUGGGAACACCGACUCCGGAGUUGGAUAGCGUUUAGCGUUAGGAGAUCAGGGAUGUUUUUAAAGACUCCAAUCCAGUCCAAUCACUGCAACCAUGACUGAGGCCAAGAACCGGAGACGGCGUCGCAAGUUCGAAUCCUGAUCCUUUAUUUUCCGAGCAAAUCUUGGUUAAGCUAAAAAACAAAAAAAUCAGGACACCUUGCUGAGGUGGGGAUGUGACCCCCUUGUCUCUCACGGAACGGCCAAAGCUACUCUACUUUUAAGUCCCCCCCCCCCCCCCCCCCCAUCCGCUGACUCGGCCGUUAUCGCUCAUUUUGGCGGUCGAGGAACGACUGAACGAUCGGAGCAAACGGAGUUAGCGGAUCCAUCUGGAUCGCCUUAGAACGAAGACAUUGACGCAGGACUUGUUUCUUCUGUUCCCACCCGAAUCCCGCCCCCCCUUCCCGACUCACCGCCGGGCUGGAUUUCAUCUCGCCGCAUCCCGAACUGCCCCCCCCCCCCCCCUGUUUUCCGUCCGCCAAAAGAUAUGUGAUCUUGUUUGCUAUGAGAAAUACAAUCAUGAUUGACAUAUAAGGUAUUCUUCUAGAAAAAAAAACAGGGUAUAAAAACAAUAAUAUUUACCAAUAAUAACGUUGUGAAUAACUACUGAUUGUGAUAAAACUGCUUAGGUUUUUAUUAUCGCUCUGUGUUACAAGGUGUGAUAUUCCAUAUCGCCGUUUUUUUUUUUUCCUACGUUUUUUUUUUUCGCCGCCCUCGUCGGCAACAGGAAAGGUUGUUCAACCUACAAAGCCAGAAAGACUGAACUCUUUUUCUUCUUCUGUAGAAUAUUUUGACGUCAUACUCGUUUCUUUUCUUCUCCGUCUUUUUCGAAAAAAAAAAAAAAAAAAAACGGGCUACGGUCGACUGAAUGCACGUUUUUUUUGGGGGGGGGGGGUUUUUGCGACAUUUCAAGUCGCCGGCUGAGAGAAAAAGGACGUGCCUUAAAAGGGUCUCCGGUGGAAGCUCCGCUCGGUGCGUUUGUGCGCCCCCGAAAGCGCAAGUAAAAGAAAAUUUCUUGGGUGGAGUUUUAUAACUUGGUAAAAAUUAAAAAUAAAAAAAAAAAAAAAAAAAAAACAAUUUUCUGAUCAGUACGGCAGUUGUGGGCGUGGCCUACUUCGCAGCACGGCGGCCUUCUACUUAGCUUCUUUUCAAAUUCAGGUGACACGAUUUAAAGUCUCUCACUGGUUUUUGCAUAUGACAACACGGUUUGGAUUCGGGGGGGGGGGGGGGGCGGUGAAGCCGACAUCGUUGCCCCGCCCACAAGGAGGAUGUCUAUUUGAGGACUCAGCUUUGACUUGAUGUAGAUAUUUUAUUUUUUUGUUUAUUUUUUUUUUUUAAAAAAAGCUGGCAACGCCUCAUUUUAUUGCACAGGACCUUUACCUGGUGUAGGUUCAGGCGCUCAGUAGACAUGCCUUAUCAUGACAUCACCAUCACCCCCCCCUCUUCUUCUUCUUUCUUGCUAACGACUCAUUAUGUAAGUGUACAUAAUUUUUUUUUUUUUUUUAAAAGGUUUGAUCUCCAAUUAGCGGGGCGCUGUGAGAAGUUCAAGGGCUGUAGGAGCGAUUGGAGAUGCCGGGGAAGUUUAUCUUAUACCCUCGUUAUCGGUGUGCGUGUGUGUGUGUGUGUGUGUGUGGAUGCAAGUCACGAUUUUAACGAUUUCAUAAACGCUUCAUAAACGAUAACGUGAGCUUGAUAGAGUUAGCCUUAAACCGAAAACACCUCCCAUCCAAACAUGACUCCGGAAGCUCUGGAAUUUGUUUUUUUUUUUUUUUUAUACGUGCAUAUUUUCAGAUGCGGCGCUUAAACUCCGCCCCCCACGAACAUUCCCCCUCACCGCGGGGGGAGGAGCCCGCAAAAAGAAAGACUUUUGUUAUCGGUUGGUGUUGCUGACUUGUAAAUAGUACACCCAAAAAAACCUCUUGUCAUUUUGUACAGCGGACAGACAGACAGGAUGUAACUUUACACACCUUUUACAGCGAUUUAAGACAUAAAUAAAACCCAUAAAAAUGUGCAGAAUAUCAUAUUAUAAGACUCAAAUAUUACUCAUCUGAAGUGAUGUGAUUGAUACUUUUUUUUUUUUAAUAGAUUACCGAUCGGUAUAUAUGAUUCUGUUAAGGAUGAUAUAUUUUUUUUUUUUGUGUGUUUUGGCGGAGUUGCUGCCUUGCCCGUAGGCGUUAGAUGUGUGCUCAUAUGAAUUAAUAAAACGAGCGUUUAGUUUUAGGGUUGUGUUAGAUUCUCUCUUCAUGCUUUUUUCCAGCUGGAUUCAAGUAUCUACACGUUUAUGUCAUACCGUAUUUACAUGUAUGAUAUUUCGCAUAUCGUGAGCUUUGGUUUUUAGGCAGCUGAACGUGUACCGGAUUGUUGUGUUUUUUGGGGUUUUUGGUUUUUUUUGGGUUUUUUUUUUUCUCGCCCGCUUUUCUUGUUUUGGCUGGGCUUUAAUGGUGAUUGCACACAGAAUAAAGAGCCAUCCCGCGCCCGGCCGAUCCUGUUCCCGCUUUGUAGAAUAGGAUUGGGAUAGACAUCACUGUGGUAAAGAGAGACGUGUGUGUGUGUGUGUGUGUGUGUGUGUGUGGAUAUGCACAUAAUCCGACGCUAUACACACACGCUGUUAAUCAUAGCUGAGCGUUUCAGCACAAUAAUAAUAAUAAUAAUAAUAAUAAUGUGGGAAAUAUCUUUUUAAGAGGUAAAGCUCAAAUGCAUAUUGGUGCAACCCCUGACAAACCAGUAAAGCAUUUAUUCCUAUUUAAUUUAAUUUUAUUUAAUUUUAUUUUAUUUUAUUUUAUUUUAUUUUAUUUUAUUUUAUUUUAUUUUAUUUUAUUUUAUUUUAUUUUAUUUUAUUUUAUUUUUAUUUAUUUUAUUUUAUUUUAUUUUAUUUUUAUUUUUAUUUUUAUUUUUUAAUUUUUUUUAGCUCAGGUUAGCAUACGAACGCCGCCACUCACGGGCGUUUAUUUCAUUUCAUGCAUGUCGGCAUUGUUUGUUUUCUAAGUGAAAAUGACGACUACAGUAUAAGUUGGUACUAUUUCCUGGAAGCCUCCAUGUUUAAAUAUGCUUGGGGGGGGUUAAAUAUGAUUAUGACGUUUUUGAAUGAUGAAUGAAAUAUUUGUAUAUGAGGUAAAGUUCUUACUAGGUCAUGUACUGCAUCUUCUGUAUCACCUGAGAAGGUCAUUUUUUUUUUGUCCAAAUAAGCACUUUUGACCUUGAUGGGUGUGCUCGGUCGGACAUUUUUGACCCCCCCCAAAUUGUGUUUACAGUUUAAAAUGUGAUGGGUGUCAGUCAACAGGGUCUUCUAAAACACUUGACGUCAAUGCAGGCAGGCAGCAGGGCUUUUUUUUCCACUUUCGACUGGAAUGGAACUACGGUCCCCCUUUUCCUCGUCCCCCAAGGUCGUGAUAUUCAUGUAAGGUCAUGUUGUCAACUUGAACAUUGACGGUUUCUCUUUCCCGGCCCUUUUUCUACGUUUUAGUCCCGAGGCUGGACUCAAACACGAAGACACCAUUACAUUACCUUGUUGUACUUACAGUACUGUGCAGAAGAAGUACUACUUUUAGCAAUACUAAAAAAUUAGAUUAUGUAAGAAAUGUUUCUAUUUCGUCAAGGCAAAGUCUGAUUUUAGGAAUCGGGGAUAUUUUUCCAGUUUUCCGGAUUAUUUAAAUUAUUUUAAAAAUUGUGUGUAUUAAAUAUACAGUCGAAUCAACGUGCAGGACACUUUGCAUAUUUUUUAAAAAAUUAUUUUACAGUUAAUUUUGUUGCAUUUUAUUUCCUGAGGUCGCAAAUGGCACCGAUUUUGCCAUAUGAUAAGUGUGAACGUAUGAUUUUUUUUCUGCAAAAUUUUUUUGCUUGAAUUCCACAUUUUUCCGUAUUUCAGGUGCUCAACUUUGGAGGUUUGACUCCGGAAGCCCGUUUCUGCCACUCAAUGAAAAAUGACCCUUAAUGGUAAGUCAUAAUUAUCAGAUAAAAAGUCCAAAAUAUGAAAUAAAAGGUAGAAGUUAUGAGAUAUAAAAGUCGAAAAUAUGACAAACCGUGUGAAGAAGGCGACACGUACCGUUUGUAUCUCAUCAUUUCAACUUUUAGCUUCAUUAUUUUGACUUUUUAUCUUAAAAUUGACUUUCUUAUCUCCUAAUUUUGCCUUUUUAACACCGAAAGAAAAAAUAUAUCCUUAUGCUAAGUCAUAAUUAUGAGAUAAAAAGUCCAAAAUAUGAAAUAAAAAGUGGAAGUUAUGAGAUAUAAAAGUCGAAAAUAUGACAAACCGUGUGUAUCUCAUCAUUUCAACUUUUAGUUUCAUUAUUUUGACUUUUUUAUAUUAAAAUUGACUUUAUCUCCUAAUUUUAGCUUUUUAGCACCGAAAGAAAAAUAUAUCCUUAUACUAAGUAAUAAUUAUGAGAUUAAAAAAGUCCAAAAUAUUCAAUAAAAGUAAAAAAUCAUGAGAUUAAAAAUUGAAAAAUUAAGUGUUAAAAUAAAAAAAACUAUUAUUAAAACUAUACAUUAAAAUAAAAUAAGUGAAAAGUGACUUUUUCUCUUAUAAUUAGGACUUUUAAUGUCAUACUUUCAUCACUUCAUUUAGACUUUUUACCUCAUAAUUAACUUUCAUAUGUCAUAAUUACGCCUUAGCAUCACAGUAGCACAAACGGGCUUCCAUAUUUGACUGAUGCGUUUAAGGACUGCUGUAAAAAAAACAUGAUUCCAACCACCAAUGAAGCGUUGGCCUUUUGCACAGUACUGUAUAUUCUAUUUGCAGGAUGUUCCAACCCAUCAGUCCCCCACGUUGUUUACCUUAGAUGGGAAGAUCGGGAAAGAUCACAGUUAUUGUUUGGGGAAGUCAAGGUGCAUGAAGACCAUACACACAUAAAUACACACAUAAAUACACACACACGGUAUCAUUGAGCUCUGCAGCCAACGAGUGCCAGUUGUCCAGUGAGUAAGCAGCCUCGUCACAAGUCUUUGUUCCCCUGCAGGCCAAAUUGGUCCAGGCUUGGCUUCUCUGCACACUAGCACACUAGCACACUAGCAUGCCACAACGCAUUUGUUUAGACGCGUCAUGUUGACAAAAACACUGUGUCACUUUUUUUUUUUUUUAACAACACAAGGUUGAAGUUAGGUUGGUGUUACUGGAACAUCCUGGACCCGGAGGAUGUAAAUAUCACCCCAGCUGACAUGCGGGACCAAGAUUGCUGUUUUUUUUGUUUUUUGUUGUUUUUUUUUUUACAGUUUUUGUUUUGUUUUGUUUUUUUACAGUUUUUUUUUUUUACAGUUUUUUUUAUUUAACAACACAAGGUUGAAGUUAGGUUGGUGUUACUGGAACAUCCUGGACCCGCAGGAUGUAAAUAUCACCCCAGCUGACAUGCAGGACCAAGAUUGCUGUUUUUUUUGUUUUUUGUUGUUUUUUUUUACAGUAUUUUUUUGUUUUGUUUUGUUUUUUUACAGUUUUUUUUUGUUAGUUUUUUUUAAUUUAACAACACAAGGUUGAAGUUAGGUUAGUGUUACUGGAACAUCCUGGACCCGGAGGAUGUAAAUAUCACCCCAGCUGACAUGCGGGACCGAGAUUGCUGUUUUUUUUUGUUUUUUGUUGUUUUUUUUUACAGUUUUUUUUUGUUUUGUUUUGUUUUUUUACAGUUUUUUUUUUUACAGUAUUUUUUAUUUAACAACACAAGGUUGAAGUUAGGUUGGUGUUACUGGAACAUCCUGGACCCGGAGGAUGUAAAUAUCUCCCCAGCUGACAUGCGCGACUAAGAUUGCUGUUUUUUUAUUUUUAUUUUUAUUUUUUUUACUGUUUUUUUUUUUUUUUUACUCUUUUUUUUUUAAUUUAACAACACAAGGUUGAAGUUAGGUUGGUGUUACUGGAACAUCCUGGACCCGGAGGAUGUAAAUAUCACCCCAGCUGACAUGCGGGACCAAGAUUGCUGUUUUUUUUUUUGUUUGUUUGGUAUUUUUUUUACAUUUUUUAAUUUUUUUUUUUUAUUUAACAACACAAGGUUGAAGUUAGGUUGGUGUUACUGGAACAUCCUGGACCCGCAGGAUGUAAAUAUCACCCCAGCUGACAUGCGGGACCGAGAUUGCGGUUUUUUAGGUUUUUUGUUUGUUUUUUUUGUGUUUUUUUUUUUGUUUUGUGUUUUUUUUACAGUUUUUUUUAAAUUUAACAACACAAGGUUGAAGUUAGGUUGGUGUUACUGGAACAUCCUGGACCCGGAGGAUGUAAAUAUCACCCCAGCUGACAUGCGGGACCAAGAUUGCUGUUUUUUUUUUGGUUUUGUUUUUUUUUUACAGGUUUUUUUUUUGUUUGUUUUUUUUGUUUUUUUUACAGUUUUUUUUAUUUAACAACACAAGGUUGAAGUUAGGUUGGUGUUACUGGAACAUCCUGGACCCAGAGGAUGUAAAUAUCACCCCAGCUGACAUGCGGGACCAAGUUUGCUGUUUUUUUUUUUGUUUGUUUUUUUUUUUACAGUUUUUUUUUUUUUACAGUUUUUUUUAAUUUAUUUAACAACACAAGGUUGAAGUUAGGUUGGUGUUACUGGAACAUCCUAGACCCGGAGGAUGUAAAUAUCACCCCAGCUGACAUGCAGGACCAAGAUUGCUGUUUUUUUGUUUUUUUUUUUUUUUACAUGUUUUUUUUUAAUUUAUUUAACAACACAAGGUUGAAGUUAGGUUGGUGUUACUGGAACAUCCUAGACCCGGAGGAUGUAAAUAUCACUUCAGCUGACAUGCAGGACCAAAUAACAUCAUGACAAGGUGAUUGAUUGCUGUUUUUUUUUUUUUAAUUUUUUUUAUUAAAUUUUUUUUUGUUUUGUUUUUUUUUUUUACCAGUGAGUUUCAUCACAUGCAGCCAGGAAGACUUAAACUGUGAUACACGACCGUCCUAAUAACGUCAUCGCCGGUAUGACCUCCAGUAUGUACAGCGGUGUUUCUACCUAUAAUUUAGUACCACGACUCGGGUGGGGGGGUCGGGGGGUUGCUUACUAAAUGUAUUUCACAUGCGGAGUGUCGGGUUUACAAAGGCACUACUUUCCACCUAAAAACACCACCUGAUUCAAUUUACUGUGGCUCAACCAAUUGUAAGAUAGGAGUACUAUCGCUUUGCUCUCGGGCCGCUCUUUUUCCUCUUUUGCGGCCAUUUUUCUUUUUUUUUUUUCAAA
Molecule: messenger RNA, 14951 nt
Organism: Doryrhamphus excisus (bluestripe pipefish)
Lineage: Eukaryota; Metazoa; Chordata; Actinopteri; Syngnathiformes; Syngnathidae
Gene: grin2ba
Product: glutamate receptor, ionotropic, N-methyl D-aspartate 2B, genome duplicate a
Biological process (GO): monoatomic ion transport
Cellular component (GO): membrane
Molecular function (GO): ligand-gated monoatomic ion channel activity; signaling receptor activity
Source: RefSeq, a predicted model, not a curated record